AAACUAACGAGCAAACAGUUCCGCUUCCGUGCUGCUCCCUCCCCUCUGGCCACACCUGCAGCCUACGCUGUACUUGGGGCAAUCUCGGGUUUGAGGAGCAGCAGCUAGGCAAGAGCCUGACCCACUGAAGGAGAAUCUGCUGAAAGAGGACUGGAACACAACGAGGAGAGAUGAGCAUUUCCUUGGAGCACAAGCCCAUCGGGAAACAGGUCACUGGCAGCCUGCAUACGUUGCCACCAAUCGUGGAGCUGAAUGUCGGUGGGGAGAUGUACACAACGACACUGAGCACCUUGAAGAAACACCCUGGUUCCAAGCUGGCAGAGAUGUUCACCAGCCAGCACAAACUCAGGACAGACUCAAAAGGGAGGAUCUUCAUUGACAGGCCGGGGACCUACUUCAAAUACAUUUUGGAAUAUCUGCGCAGUAACCAGGUGCCCACCCAGUGCAUCCAGGAUGUCUACAAGGAGGCUUUGUUCUAUGACAUCGAACCCUUAAUCAAGCAGCUGGAGGACUCCCCUCAGAUUUUUGGGGAACGUGUGGCAAGGAAGCAGUUCCUGGCCCGUGUGCCCAACUACAGGGAGAACAUUGAGCUGAUGAUCCGCAUCGCACGGGCUGAAGCGGUUGCAUCCCGCUACUCCAACGUCAUCAUAUGUGUUGUCAAAACAGAGGAAGAUGUGGCCAGGUGUCAGGAUGCCUUGAACAGCUUGGACAUGGAUAAAAAAUCCGUGGUGAAAUUUGGCCCCUGGAAGGCAGCUCCAAGUAUUUAUGAUCUACUGGACUGCAUUCAAAUGGACGUGAAAGACAAAGGGUACAAAAUCUCCUUACAUGCUCACGUUGCUGAAAAAGGGUUUCGCUUCAAAUCACAGGAUUUCUUCCACGUAAUCCAGUUCACAUGGUGGUAGCAAACUGCCUUUCUUGAUGGAGAGAAUCACUGGAGAGUGGAAGAAACCAGUUAUCAAAACAAAUGAACUUGGGCUGUGGAGACAAAGCCUUGGACUACUGCAGGGACAGGAAGAAACGUGUGGGCCCGUAAAAGUCUCUUCUUUGGUUAUUUGACAAAUUAAAGAACAUUUGAGAGCAGCUGUUUUGUUGGGCAUUAAGAGUUAACUGUACAAUUUCCAAGGUAUGUGUUUUGAAAUGGGAGCCAGACCUGAAGUUGAGCAAACUGCACUCAACCUAAAAUAAAUGAAUAUGCCAAAUUCUUACGGGCAAAGAAAAUUGGUCUCUCACUAGAAACAGUAAUAAAUUACUACCUCAGAGUCCAGACUUGCUAGUAGGGUUAGGAGCCAUACGUGGAUGUGUCUCGUACUCUGCCUUAUUUUGAGUCAUAAAUACAGAACCCAUUCACCCAAAUCUGCUGUUCUCAGAGCCUUCUCCUCACUGAGUAUUUCUCAUACUGUACGAGUGCAGCAGUCUGGUCAACACAUUUAUUCUAGGUAAAGACAGACAGUGGUCUGUCUAUAAAGCACACAGACUAGCCUUUGAAUGCUAGCUCACAUUUGCAAUGUUGAAAAAAAAAAAAAAAA
Messenger RNA from Meleagris gallopavo (turkey), 1526 nucleotides. It is a transcript of the gene KCTD14, whose product is annotated as potassium channel tetramerization domain containing 14. The record is from RefSeq and is a predicted model, not a curated record. Lineage: Eukaryota; Metazoa; Chordata; Aves; Galliformes; Phasianidae. Gene Ontology annotation, biological process: protein homooligomerization. Gene Ontology annotation, molecular function: protein binding.